Molecule: messenger RNA, 627 nt
Organism: Iphiclides podalirius (scarce swallowtail)
Lineage: Eukaryota; Metazoa; Arthropoda; Insecta; Lepidoptera; Papilionidae
Source: the annotation of a GenBank genome assembly
AUGAGGCGAAUUGUAAAUGCACAAUUUACUAAGUUCCACGCCGCUCCGAGUCCGUGCGCGGGAUUUAUCGCGGCUUUCUCUCCGAAAAUCCCGGAUCCCGGAUCCCGGGCCCGAACCGUCGGCCACCUUGUUAAGUCCCCGGAAAGUUUCCAAGUCGCCAAACGAGAUCAUUUCGUGUUUGAAAGUUUCCCCGCGGUAAUAGCCAACCUGAGCAGCGGAGCUGGCGGGGGCAAGAAGCGAUCGCGUUCACUUAGCGCAAGCGAUAAAUCUAGCGACGUGCGAACGCGCGGCAAAUGGCUCGAGCCACCUUCGCGCAUUACACACCAUCAGCGCCGUUCACGACUCAUUAGGGCGGGCGUUUUGAAAAAUGCCCCCGCCACUAAAAUAGACAUUAUGCAGAGUGCCACGAUUGAGGCGAGCGCCGAUUCCCCUCCCCUCCGGCCGUCCGCCCCUCGGGCCGAGGUGGCGACGAUUUGCAUGACAAUCGUCGGCCGAGAGCUCAGCAUGUUUUUAAUUUGGCCGACAAACAACGCGCAGUUGCAGUUAAGGGAGCAGCCGAGGCGCAUUUGCAUGUUAGUGGCCGCGGAGGCGUCGGAUUCGGCCGCGGGAAGAAGCAACGGGGAAGUG